UAAAAUUUGCAUAAAUUUAAUUGAGCAUAUUCAAUCCUCCGUAAGUACACAAACUUUUAAAAAAGAAAUAAAAGAAUAUUAAAAUACAUACACUAGUGUUCUAAAGUUUAGGUCUCUUCUGUUUUUGUAACAUUAUAAAUGUCUCUUUUGAUCAAUUUAAUUUGUCUUUGCUGAAUAAAAGUUUUUUUUGCAAAACAUUUUUUGUCUUCCAAAAUGCAAGAAAGCACAGACACUAGAAUGAUUAGUCACGACAUCUACUAGGAUUUCUGCCGUUUCCAACCUGACAAACCUCUAGUCUAACCUGUCAAAACGCCAUAUGAGAGUGUGCGUGUGUGUGUGCGUGUGUGUGUGCGUGUGUGUGGGAGGGGAUGUGAGUGCUAAAGUGUGCUAAAGGUCACCAUGUGAAUGUUGCAGCCAGUAUUUAUGGACAUCUCCUGCCAUCACUCCAUCUCUUCUCUUCUCUUCCAUCUCUGAGACCAAACACAGCAGGAAUGAAGCUGAAGCUGAAGCUUCCCAACCCGGGUCUGGAUGAGCGGAUCCCCUCUCACGCCGACCUGGAGAAGCUGGAGGUGGAGGAGGCUGGAGAGCGGCCGCAGUGGGACAACAAAGCCCAGUACAUGCUGACCUGUGUGGGCUUCUGUGUGGGGCUGGGCAACGUCUGGAGGUUCCCCUACCUCUGCCAGAGCCACGGAGGAGGAGCGUUUAUGAUCCCGUUCCUGAUCCUUCUGGUUCUGGAGGGAAUUCCGCUCCUGCACCUGGAGUUUGCCAUCGGACAGAGACUGAGGAAGGGCAGCGUCGGCGUCUGGAGAUCCAUCAACCCCUAUCUAGUAGGAGUCGGUAUCGCCUCCAUGCUGGUGUCCUUCAUGGUGGGGAUGUACUACAACACCAUCAUCGCCUGGGUCAUGUGGUACUUCUUCAAUUCCUUUCAGGACCCUUUACCCUGGAGUCAGUGUCCCAUCAAUGAGAACCGGACAGGGUUCGUGUCUGAAUGCGCGCGCAGCUCUCCAGUGGAUUAUUUCUGGUACAGAGAGACGCUCAACACGACGCCAGUGAUCGGUGACUCCGGCGGUCUGCAGUGGUGGAUCGUCUUGUGUCUGUUCUGCGCCUGGACGCUGCUCUGGGUCUGCUGUCUGAGAGGCAUCGAGACCACCGGGAAGGCCGUGUACAUCACCUCCACUCUGCCAUACCUGGUCCUGACCAUCUUCCUGAUCAGAGGACUGACGCUCAAAGGCUCUGUGAGCGGAAUCAAGUUCCUCUUCACUCCAGAUCUGGACGAGCUGCUGAAUCCGUCGACGUGGCUGGACGCGGGAGCGCAGGUGUUUUACUCCUUCUCUCUGGCGUUUGGAGGACUGAUCUCAUUCUCCAGCUACAACUCUGUGCAUAAUAACUGUGAGCAGGACGCCGUCAUCAUCUCUGUAAUAAACGGCUUCACAUCGAUUUACUCUGCCAUCGUCAUUUACUCCAUCAUCGGCUUCAGGGCGACCGAGAGGUUUGACGACUGUCUCAACGGUAACAUCGUGGCGCUGCUGAACGCGUUUGAACUGCCGGAGGGAAACAUCACAGAGAGCAACUAUGACAGUGUUCUGCAGCAUCUCAACAGCACAUCACCAGCAGUCAUUCAGGAGCUCCAGCUCAAGACCUGCGACCUGCAGACGCUCCUCAGUCAGGGCGUUGAGGGAACCGGUCUGGCCUUCAUCGUGUUCACUGAGGCCAUCACCAAGAUGCCCAUCUCUCCUCUCUGGUCAGUGCUGUUCUUCAUCAUGCUCUUCUGUCUGGGACUGUCCACCAUGUUCGGCAGUGUCGAAGGUGUGGUCGCGCCGCUCCAGGACCUCAACAUCCUCCCCAGGAAGUGGCCAAAGGAGGUCUAUACAGGUCUGGUGUGUUUCGUCUCUUUUGGUUUUGCGAUCAUCUUCGCUCAGGGUUCUGGUGAAUAUUGGCUGGCUCUGUUCGACAGCUUCGCCGGAUCCAUUCCUUUACUGAUCAUCGCCUUCUGUGAGAUGAUGGCUGUAUCUUACAUUUAUGGGAUUGACAGGUUCAACGAUGACAUCAAGUUCAUGAUCGGUCACAAGCCCAACUUCUUCUGGCAGGCCACCUGGAGGGUGAUCAGUCCUCUCAUAGUGCUGGUCAUCUUCCUGUUCUACUUCGUCACGACUGUGAGCAAAGAUCUGACCUACAUCGCCUGGGACCCAGAGUCUGAGAACUUCCCUACGCUGGCGACGCGCUCCUACCCGGACUGGAUUUACGCCAUCAUCUUCAUCCUGUCGGGCGUUCCAGCGCUGGUCAUCCCGGCCGUGGCUCUGUACAAACUCAUCAGGAACCGCUGCUGCAAAAAAGAGGAGAAACACGCUGCAGAAAUGCUCUACUCCAUCUCGGACAAAAUACAGAUCGAGCCGGACGAGACGGACCGCGGCGUUCAGCCAAUUACAGCUAAAGCGCUCGACUAGCUCAGCCAAUCAACAAACAGAUCAUUCAGCACUGGGACAGAAACACAAACGCACAUUGAAACGUGAAGGAAGAACAAUAACGGACAGUAAAUGUGAUCACGAUCAUGCGUGAAGAAAUAACCAGUGAUAUCAACUCGAGUUUACAUGUGAUUUGCACUGAGCGGUAAAUGAUACUGUUGUUUGUAUGUAUAUACACAGAGCAGAGUUUAUAUGCAUCUAUUUUAUUGUUUUAUAAUCAAGUCACCGAAGAUAAAACCAUUAAUGACAUCUACAAUCCUAAUCAACAUCCAUAAACAAUAAUGACCCAGAAAACAGACGUUCACCCAGAUGUCUCUGCUCUGGCUUCAUGCACAUCGAACUGAAAGUCAAGAGCAAGCAAAAUAUUUUGUCUGAUUUUUUUGCAUUUGUAAAAAACAAUUUUCAUCUUUAUAUAAGAUAUUUAAUUAUAAAUACGCAUUUUGUAUGCUUUGUCUCAUAUAAUACUGUUGUUCAUGUCAGUGUAUAGUGACUAUAAUAUAAAAUAUUUACAUGCAAAUUCUAAUGUCUUAUAACCAUUAGAGGUCCAUGUCACUGUAAAUGUAUUAUACAUAUUUUUAUGAUGUUCUUUUGUUCUCAACAAUGGCAGUUUAAUAAUAAACCAGAUAUGAUUGAGUA
Messenger RNA from Megalobrama amblycephala (Wuchang bream), 3098 nucleotides. Its product is annotated as sodium-dependent neutral amino acid transporter B(0)AT1-like. The transcript is spliced from 12 exons. Bases 492 to 2444 code for a protein of 650 amino acids. Gene Ontology annotation, cellular component: membrane. Gene Ontology annotation, biological process: sodium ion transmembrane transport. Lineage: Eukaryota; Metazoa; Chordata; Actinopteri; Cypriniformes; Xenocyprididae. The record is from RefSeq and is a predicted model, not a curated record.